Molecule: messenger RNA, 863 nt
Organism: Theobroma cacao (cacao)
Lineage: Eukaryota; Viridiplantae; Streptophyta; Magnoliopsida; Malvales; Malvaceae
Source: RefSeq, a predicted model, not a curated record
AAUAUUCUCAUAUAUUCCCUUUCUCUGUUCCCUGUUCUGUCAUACUUUACACCAUGGACAGAAUGAUGUUAAGAAGAGGGGAGGGUGGGAAGGGAACAAUGUGGUAAUUAUUUAAUUAAUUAAUUAUAACUAAGAAACGACAGCGUGUCAAGUUAGUUGCACAUACUAGCAAGCAGUACGAGAAAAAGAAGACUCCCAGAGGGAAGAGAGAGAGAGAGAGAUGGUAAGAGGAGAAGUACUAAGCGCGUACAGGGCUCUGUUAAGAGCGACCCGGAAAUCAUUCGCGGGCGACACCUUGAUGCUGAACGCCUCCGCCGCCGAGGUCCGUAAGAAAUUCAACGAGAAUCGUCGCGUGACCUCCGAGCCAGAGAUCCAGAGACUCCUGGAUGAAGCACGUGAGGCCUCCCAUUUCAUUUCCACCAUGAUCGUUCAAGCCAAGCUCAACGACCGCGGCGGCUAUGAGGUGAAGACGAGUAAGGAGCAUGCAGGAGCUACACUGGAGAUCCCAUCCGAAGAGAUCAUCAGAAAAUCUGCAUGAAAGUGAAAGACUAACCUGUCUGGUAAAGGGUAGAUUUCACCCCCUGGGCUUUUCUGUUUUGGUUACUUGGUGGAAGAUUUUUCUGUUUGUUUAAGUCAUCAAUCAUCCAUCCGAGCAAACCAUUUUGAUUGGUUGCUCAAAAUUUUAGUGAAAGUGAAACAAUUGUGAGAAUUCUUGCCUUGGUUUUUGAGGGUUUGUCUCAUUAAUAAGUUUCAGUCUUGUACCACGAGACUUACAAGUUACAAAGCAUUGGCUGAACGACACAAUUACAUGAAAUCGCCACAGGGAAACAUGAAUUUGUUCUCUACUUGUUUAUUAUUACUUA